Molecule: messenger RNA, 1767 nt
Organism: Macadamia integrifolia
Lineage: Eukaryota; Viridiplantae; Streptophyta; Magnoliopsida; Proteales; Proteaceae
Product: exosome complex exonuclease RRP46 homolog
Exons: 10
Coding region: 1009-1500 (163 amino acids)
Biological process (GO): nuclear mRNA surveillance; rRNA catabolic process; U4 snRNA 3'-end processing
Cellular component (GO): cytoplasmic exosome (RNase complex); nucleolus; nuclear exosome (RNase complex)
Source: RefSeq, a predicted model, not a curated record
AAGGAUAAAAAGGUUUUCGGUUUUCAAGAGGGAGAUGGUUCUAUGACCGUUGUAGUGGAUGAAGAGAUAAUCUCAAGGGUCGACGGAGCAGUCGAGAAAGUUGAGGGUUCGUCAGAUGUUUAUGCAGGUGGGCUUACCGUAGGAGACAUUGGUGUCGAUCAAGACGCGAAUGUCUGUUAAUAAAAAGACGGUGAUGUCCAACUCGUAGGCAUAUGACGAAAGGCAUACAGAAAUGUUAUUCUGGGUGUAUUCGUAAUGCCAAAACUUUUUUUUUGUGCAAAUCCAUUUGGGUAGACCACUCCGAUCCGGCUGAACCGAUCCGAUUCCUCAAAUCAUGGUGACGCUAGAAGGACCAUUUUCAGAAACAAAUAAAGGGGAAAAACCUCGCGCCUAAACCGAAACCCUCUUUCGAAAGAGAAAAAAAAGGGCUAAACCAUCCCUCGACUCUCUCGACCUGACCUCACAAGUCAUAACCAUCAACAAGGCACACUCUUCCCCUGAAUCGCCGUUGGAGGAGCACGUCUUCCCCGCGAUCAGUCGGCCUUCCUCCGGAGGCUCACUUAGCAAACAGUGGCAGGUCAGCACAGUAAUGAGACAACGCAUUCCAAUGUCUAAGUACGAGAGAAGAGGUUAGCACAGACAUCAUCUUUCUGUCCGCCCUCUUCACCAUUUGCAGCAGACUGCCCUUAUUCUUCUCCGCCCUCUUCUAAUGACCCAUUUUGCGAAGAUCUGAUAUUAUAGCUGGAACUUUUAAGUUUGAACGAUUAUGGAAUUGAUAGGCUUGACGGUCGUACAAGGAAUCAGUUGAGACCACUUGCCUGUACCCGCAAUAUUCUUAACCGAGCUCAUGGUUCAGCUCGUUGGUGUCAAGGUGAUACAAUUGUUCUGGCUGCCGUCUAUGGGCCAAAAGGAGGAACAAGGAAGAAUGAAAACCCUGAGAAGGCUUCCAUUGAGGUAAUCUGGAAGCCCAGAACUGGGCAGGUGGGCAAAGCAGAGAAGGAGUUUGAGAUGAUACUGAAAAGAACCUUGCAAAGUAUCUGUGUUUUGACCAUUAAUCCAAACACCACAACCACUGUCAUACUUCAGGUUGUCAAUGAUGAUGGUUCACUUCUCCCAUGUGCCAUAAAUGCAGCCUGUGCUGCCCUCGUGGAUGCUGGAAUUCCUUUAAAGCAUCUUGCUGUUUCUAUUUGUUGUGCUCUGGCAGGAAGUGGAUCUGUUAUUCUGGACCCCACCAAGCUAGAAGAGCAGCAGAAAAUGGAGGCUUUCACCUAUUUGGUCUUUCCCAAUUCAGUUCUUUCAGUGCUCCCAGAAGGAUCAUUACAAGUUGAUGGAGAAUUAAUGGAACAUGGGAUCAUUACCUCUGUUACCCAUGGUGUAAUCUCUGUGGAUGAUUAUCUCUACUGCUUAGAACGGGGUCAUGCUGCUAGUGGAAAGAUCUCUGAUUUCCUUAGGAGAAACUUGCAAUCACAAGUUCCAAGUGACCCAUCGAAGGCUGCAUAGCGUCUGACUUAUUUGUAUUGAUAAGGUGACUGGAAUAUACACUCACAGACCUUGGGUUAACUGUUGGUGGGGAUGCCGCCUUUGUUGAUGCUGCUUCUAUGCUUUAUUGGAAGCAGUAUCUUCGGAUGUAGGAGGUUUCAGGUAAUACCUCUACCAUUGUAUUUGUGUCAGACCAGUGUUGGGUAUUUUUCCUGCAUAUUUCUUGCUAUUCUAGGCAUAUGAUGAGGAUAAAUCUAAAUAGCACCCGAUUUUGUGAUUUAGACUUUA